UGGUCAAAGAUAGUGAGAUGUCUUAUGACGGUGACUGACGGGAAUGAAGGGGAAUGGUGGCGAAUGAUGGGGAAUGACACCCAAUGACAGCAAAUGAUGCCAAAUCACAUAAAUACAAGAAAAAUAUAUAGUCCGAAUUGGCAGUUUGGUGUAUAUAGAACAUGAACGUAUUACCAAUAUAAACAAGAAGCGCCAUUAUUUUCAACUUACAAUUACUUUCAUUUUUGAAAGCAAAAUUUAACGUUCGCAAGUAGUUUUCUGCUCUAAAAUGAAUUUUAUUGUCUGGGAAUGGGAAUUUGAUCUAAACCUCUGGGUUCCCUACAGCCCAGAAGUUUCUCAUUUCCUCGAAAAUGCUUUCAAAAACAACAAAGAUGUUGUCGAUGUUGGCCAAGCUGACCCUAACUUGUCAUGUUAUAAAGUAAGCUUGAAAAAUAUGUCUCAAACCCGGCUUGAAACUGGUACAGCCAGGCAUAUCAGAAGGAAGCCUUAUCCUAGUAGUCAUCAAUGUGCAUCUAUUGGAAUCGUAUGGGAAUGGUUAUCUGAUUUUAACACAUGGACUGCAUAUGACAUGUUAACAGCACAAUACCUAGAAAAAGAACACCUAAAUAGAUCUAUCCUAGACCUUGAAAAUACACCAAUAGGAAUACCUAAUUUAGUAGAUUUUAAGAAGAAGGUACAAAUUAAUAAGUAUACACAUUUUGAACGUCCUAUUCGGAGAAGUCAUACAACUCCAUACCCGCUUGACAGUGGGCAUAUUAGUUUCCAUAGUAACAACACAACAAAUAUGAAAUCAGGAUUCAGCCCAUCAUCAUCAAGUAAAUCCCCAGUACACAGCUCUUCACUAAGCACAGCCUCAGGACCCUCCUCAAAACAAAGAGAUCGUCCUGUUACACAAACUCAAAGUCAUACCAAGCAACAGUUGUCUUAUGGUGCUGGUGCAAUUGGUGGUACAAGUUUUGGAGAUGAAAAUGAUAAAGUAUCAAGAAGUAGAACAUCAGAACUUAAAUCACCAUUAAAACAAAGAGACGAAUAUAAAAGAAAGAAAUUCAAGCUGAACACACAACAUGACAAGGAUCCUCUGAAAUCAUUCUGUAAGGAUGUUAAAGAAUCUACAGACCAGGAUUGUUCCAUCUGUUUUGAAAAGUUAAAAGAUGUUUCUGGUUUCCAUGACACCAGUAGCAAGCCACCAGACUCUGACAUCAAGGAGUUAAAAAAAUGCAAGCACAGGUUUCAUGGGACAUGCCUUCUGGAGUUCAUGAAAUCAGGUUCCAAGAAUGGCUGGAUCCAGUGUCCAACAUGUAAGGCUAUUCAUGGCAUUAAGCAUGGUAAUCAACCCAAAGAUGGCACCAUGGAUGUGUCAAGAAGCCGUCAGAGUCUACCAGGUUAUCAUGGCCAUGGGAUGAUUGUAAUUACUUAUGACUUCAGAACUGGAAUACAAGACAAGGAACAUCCCCAUCCUGGGAAAGUUUAUUAUGCCUCAGGGUUCCCACGAAUCUGUUACUUACCAGACAAUGAAAAAGGACAAAAGGUGUUCAGGCUUCUGAAGAAGGCAUGGGAACGCAGGCUGAUAUUCACUGUUGCAACGUCCAAUACAACAGGACAAGAUGACACUGUGGUAUGGAAUGAAAUUCACCACAAGACGGAAGCGUUCUCUAAUAUUUCAGGCCAUGGUUUUCCAGAUCCUAAUUACCUGGACAAUGUUUUAGCAGAACUGGCGGUGCAAGGCAUUGACGAUAGUGAUGAUGAUGGUGAUAAAGUUUAAAUUUUAAAACUCAAAAUGGAAAUUAUAUCAUUGGCUGUCAUUUGCAUUACUCGGAAUAUGACGUACAUAAGAAGAGAAGCUAACCAGAAAUCCUUUCAUAAUCUGUACGUUAGAGUGGAAUGUGAAAACCAAUCGUAUCCCUUUUAGAUUUUCAUUACCAAGGAAAAAAUUGUGACCAGGGGCGGAUCCAGGGGAGAGUGCAGGGGGUGCGCACCCCUCCCUGGUUACAUUUUGUGCUACUACUUCGAAGAUAACCAUUUUUGUUUUUUGCCUU
This is a messenger RNA of Actinia tenebrosa (Australian red waratah sea anemone), 2036 nucleotides long. RefSeq names its product putative E3 ubiquitin-protein ligase DTX2. Lineage: Eukaryota; Metazoa; Cnidaria; Anthozoa; Actiniaria; Actiniidae. The record is from RefSeq and is a predicted model, not a curated record. Gene Ontology annotation, biological process: Notch signaling pathway; protein ubiquitination. Gene Ontology annotation, molecular function: zinc ion binding.